This is a messenger RNA of Malassezia sympodialis ATCC 42132, 696 nucleotides long. RefSeq lists its product as uncharacterized. The record is from RefSeq and is a predicted model, not a curated record. Gene Ontology annotation, molecular function: zinc ion binding; carbonate dehydratase activity. Gene Ontology annotation, biological process: cellular response to oxidative stress; cellular response to carbon dioxide. The coding region runs from base 1 to 696 and encodes 231 amino acids. The transcript is spliced from 2 exons. NCBI's taxonomy places the organism in Eukaryota, Fungi, Basidiomycota, Malasseziomycetes, Malasseziales, Malasseziaceae.
AUGCAAUCCAUCCGUGCCAUUCCUGAGACGCUGCUCGACCGUAACGCAUCGUGGUCACAGGAAUUUGUUACGCAGCAACCUGAGCUGGCAGAGGCCCUGCGCGGCGUCUUUUGGAUCGGAUGCAGCGACUCUCGUGUGCCCGAAAGUGUGGUAUGCAAUGCUAGGCCCGGCGAGCUCUUUGUGUUGCGCAACAUCGCCAACCAGUUCCAUACCUACGACGACAGUGCUGUAAGCGCACUCACAUUUGCCGUGCAGGCUCUCGGCGUGGAGCACGUCAUUGUGGUGGGACACACGAGCUGCGGUGGCGUAGCCGCGGCUGUCAAGCAGGUGCUCCAUGAGCAAGAGGACGAUUUUGAGCCGCUUCCAGCAUCGGCCUUGACCAGGCACCUGACACCACUAACGGAGCUCGCACGCUACCUGCGCGCGCGCGUGCGUGAGCGCCACACGAUCCCUGGCGCAGAGAUGCAGGAGCGCCUGGUUCCCAUCUUGACCGAGGCCAGUGUGCGGAAGCAAAUCCAGAACAUUAUCGACCACCCUGUGAUCCAAGAUAACUGGAGAGGCAAGGUGUCGCCGCUGAACGGCAAAGUCAACCCCCGCGUGAAGAUCCACGGUUGGAUCCACAACAUCCAGUCGGGUCGCCUGCUCGACCUGAACAUCACCGUAAACCCCCCGCCUCUUCCGGACACUGUAAAUUAG